Messenger RNA from Meleagris gallopavo (turkey), 3845 nucleotides. RefSeq names its product solute carrier family 9 member D1 (gene SLC9D1). Gene Ontology annotation, molecular function: potassium:proton antiporter activity. Gene Ontology annotation, cellular component: membrane. Gene Ontology annotation, biological process: potassium ion transmembrane transport; proton transmembrane transport. The record is from RefSeq and is a predicted model, not a curated record. NCBI's taxonomy places the organism in Eukaryota, Metazoa, Chordata, Aves, Galliformes, Phasianidae.
UCCCGGCGCGUCCGGACUACGCCUCCCGUGCGACCUUGCGCUUAAAGGCGCCGCGCCGGCGCUCGGUCCCCGGCGCAGGGCGAAGGGGCGGUCGCUGCGGGCCGGGCGAGGCUGGUUGGCGCUGCCCUCCCUCUCCAUGCUGCGGUUGCGUCCCGGCCGCUGCCGGCCCCACUCCGUCCCUCCUUGCCGCAGGUGAGUGCGGUGAGUGGACGGGCGGGCAGCGGCCUCCUUCCCUUUUCCCUUCGUGGCCGCCUCCCCCGUGCCGCGGGGCGCAGGGAGGGGGCUCGCAGCUCCUCCUCGCCGCUCCCUUCCUCCCCUGCGCGUCCCCGAGCCGCUCUCAGCACGGUGUGUGUCCUGGAGAUGCAGAAACCAUGUAGCAGAAAGCUCUGAGCAGUUGUGGUUUAUCAGUUCCUCCCAACAGCAGUAAAAAGUGAAGAAUGAAGGUGUCUGGAUUUAUUUCCCUAUGGACGUUGAUUUCACUGCUUUAUGGCCAGUUAGGAAAUACUGCAGAACACGAAGAUGUAGUAAAGCACGCAAUCAAGCUGCAUCGUGGAAAAGGAGCUGUUAUCACUCAGCGAAAGCAGUGGGUGAUGGAGAGCUGCAGAAAACUAUCUGGUCUCCUUCGCCAGAAGAAUGUUGUUCUCAACAAAUUAAAAAAUGCUAUAAGAGCGGUUGAGAAAGACGCUGGGCUGUCAGAUGAAGAGAAACUUUUUCAGGUGCAUACCUUUGAAAUUUUCCAAAAGGAGCUAAACGAAAGUGAAAACUCAGUCUUUCAAGCAAUCCACGGCCUUCAGAGAGCUCUACAGGGUGAUUACAAAGACGUUGUAAAUAUGAAAGAAAGCAGUAGGCAGAGACUGGAAGCCUUGAGAGAAGCUGCAAUUAAGGAAGAAAUGGAAUACGUUGAACUCUUAGCAGCAGAAAAGCAUCAGGUUGAAGCCCUUAAGAACAUGCAGCAUCAAAACAAAAGCCUGUCAAUGCUCGAUGAAAUUCUUGAAGAUGUCAGGAAGGCAGCUGAUAGACUAGAGGAAGAAAUAGAAGAGCACGCCUUUGAUGACAACAAAUCUGUAAGAGGUGUUAACUUUGAAGCUGUUUUAAGGGUGGAAGAAGAUGAAGCCAACUCCAAAAGAAAUGCUUCGAAAAGAGAAGUAGAGGAUGACUUAGGUCUUAGUAUGCUCAUUGAUUCCCAGAACAAUCAGUAUAUCCUUACUAAGCCCAGGGAUUCAACCAUUCCUCGUGCUGAUCAUCACUUCAUAAAGGAUAUUGUGACAAUAGGAAUGUUGUCUUUGCCAUGUGGCUGGCUAUGCACAAUGAUAGGAUUGCCAACUAUGUUUGGGUAUAUCAUCUGUGGCGUACUGUUAGGACCAUCAGGAUUAAAUAGCAUUAAGUCUAUUGUGCAGGUGGAGACAUUAGGAGAAUUUGGUGUAUUCUUCACUCUCUUUCUAGUUGGUCUGGAAUUUUCUCCUGAAAGAUUAAGAAAGGUGUGGAAAAUAUCUUUGCAAGGACCCUGCUACAUGACGGUUCUGAUGAUUGCCUUUGGUUUAUUGUGGGGACACUUGCUCCGAAUCAGACCAACACAAAGUGUCUUCAUUUCCACUUGUUUGUCUUUAUCAAGCACACCAUUGGUGUCAAGAUUUCUUGCAGGUACUGUUCGAGGAGAUAAAGAAGGGGAUAUUGACUACAGUAGUGUACUACUUGGCAUGUUGGUGAUGCAGGAUGUGCAGCUUGGCUUAUUUAUAGCUGUUAUGCCUACGCUUAUUCAAGCAGGAGUGAGCACAUAUUCCAGCAUUUUCAAGGAAAUACUGAGAAUACUGAUACUGAUUGGCCAAAUUCUCUUUUCUCUGGCUGCUGUUUUUCUUAUAUGUCUUGUUAUAAAGACUUAUCUCAUAGGACCGUAUUAUCGCAAGUUGCAUGCAGAAAGCAAAGGGAAUAAGGAAAUCCUCAUUCUAGGAAUAUCUGCAUUCAUCUUCCUAAUGUUAACGAUCACAGAGCUGCUGGAUGUUUCAAUGGAGCUGGGAUGCUUCUUAGCUGGAGCUCUGAUCUCUUCUCAGGGUCACAUGGUUACUGAGGAGAUUAUGACCUGUAUUGAACCAAUACGUGACUUUCUUGCCAUCGUUUUCUUCGCAUCCAUAGGACUUCAUGUUUUCCCCACAUUUGUAAUAUACGAACUCACAGUGUUACUCUUCCUUACAUUGUCUGUGGUCAUAAUGAAGUUUGUCUUGGCAGUGCUGGUCCUUUCUCUGAUUCUUCCAAAGACCAGCCAGUAUAUCAAAUGGAUUGUCUCAGCAGGACUGGCACAAGUCAGUGAAUUCUCUUUUGUUCUGGGAAGCAGAGCACGCAGAGCAGGGAUCAUAUCUCGGGAGGUCUAUCUUCUUAUUCUGAGUGUGACUACUCUAAGCCUUUUACUUGCCCCUGCCCUAUGGAGAGCUGCAAUUAUGAAGUGUGUUCCAAGGCCCGAAAGACGCUCAAGUACUUGAUAAGACUUGCACAUGAACAAGAACACAUCUUCUUGCGAAGAUAUCUUCAUUGCUCAUUGUAUUUCUAUGCACUUGGAAAACGAGAGGUUUGCAGUAGUCCUCUUAACAUGCACUUGGUAAUAAGCCUUACACUGACCUUAAAACAGAAUUCAACACUAAAGAAUGAUUCGAUUUUAAUUGCACGCCUCUUACAAAACUGGCUUUCUCUGACAGAUUAGGAUCUGCCAGACUAUUUUUUUAUCUGAUCAAUUAUGCAGAGUCUAAAUUAUUUUUUUAACUGUAGCAUCAUGCAAAUUCUGUUUGUUUGUUUGUUUGUUUGUUUGCCUGGAUGUGCCUUUUAAUUCUCAUCCUCCUUUCGUUACUGUUAGUUCACCACCAGAUUUUGUUUAUUAAAAAAAAAAAAGUGUACUAUGGUGCCUAUGGUAUCUCCUUCCAUUAAAUGACUUGAGUCAUUUUCGCAUUUAGGAAUAAGUUCAUUAGACCAGUGUAAAUUCAAUCACAAAACAAAUCUGUAAUGGUGAGUAAAAGUCUUAGUCCUUUAUACAAAGUUUAACUGUUAGUAUCAAACUGUUUUAAGCAGUCAAAUACAUGUUCCAAAUGAUGCAGCCAACAUUGUGUGAUACUUUGUUCCAAAUUACAGCAUUUAAUGUGUUUUCUUUCAGUGAUAACUUCUGUUUGUGUUAGUUCUUGCAUUUAUUUACAUACUUGAUUAUAAGUUGAUGGUGAAAAAGGGCAUAACUUAAGUUAUAUUUGAAGACUGACAGUUGUCAUGCAUUCCUGUUCCUAGCUACUGUUACAGUAAUUGUUUACAGUUUUGUUUGUUUUAAAUCCAAAAUAAACUUAGUAGAUAUGGGUAGUCUAAUUUCAAGCAGAUGUUUUUAAAAAAAUCUCUGCAGAGGUUAGAUGUUAUUUAUAAUAUUCUGCAUUUGAAAUUAUUUUGAGUAAAUUAAUUUGCACAAAACUAGAAAGGGCAGCUUGAAUAUGUAUUUGGAACUCCACAACUUUAUACUUUGCAUUUAUAUUGAAUAAAUUGUUAGUCUUUUAAGAUAUCAUGAUAUUUAAAGAAACAUUGAAUGUGAUGUUAGAUGUAAGUGCUUUGUUCUUUAUAGAUAAACACGAUGCGCCUUGUAAAAGCCUAUUCCUGAAGAAUCAUAGAGAUUUAAUUCAUAGACUGUAGUCUACUCUGACAAUUUAAAAAUCAUCUUGAGGUUUAUCUGUUUAAAACAGUGCUAUUAAAAUAUAUUAACACUUCAGGUCAGUAUUAUACUGUCAUUUGAAACAACUUUAAUACCUACCAAACAGCUAGAAAAAUGUAUGUUAUGUAGGUUUAAAUUGCAAAUUAAAAUUGAAGUCAUCCUCCCACUAGCAAAA